Talpa occidentalis (Iberian mole) is the source of this 297-nucleotide messenger RNA. Lineage: Eukaryota; Metazoa; Chordata; Mammalia; Eulipotyphla; Talpidae. The record is from the annotation of a RefSeq genome assembly.
AUGUCUUUAGUGUAUAUAAAUAUUAUAAUUGCAUUUUCAGUCUCCUUACUAGGCCUCCUGAUAUUCCGGUCUCACCUGAUAUCAUCCCUAUUGUGUCUAGAAGGCAUAAUAUUAGCCCUAUUUAUUCUAAGCACUAUCAUAAUCCUAAAUAUCCACUUCACCCUAGCCAGCAUGCUCCCAAUCAUUCUUCUAGUAUUUGCCGCAUGCGAAGCCGCCAUUGGCCUCUCACUUCUAGUAAUAGUAUCAAACACAUACGGUGUAGACUACGUGCAGAAUUUAAAUCUGUUACAAUGUUAA